CGCAGGAUGGAGGAGGAGAUGCAGCCGGCGGAGGAGGGGCCCAGCGUCCCCAAAAUCUACAAGCAGCGCAGCCCCUACAGCGUCCUCAAGACGUUCCCCAGCAAGAGACCGGCGCUGGCCAAGCGCUACGACAGACCCACCCUGGUGGAGCUGCCGCACGUCCGGCCGCCGCCGCCCCCGCCGCCCUUCGCGCCGCACGCCGCGGUCUCCAUCAGCAGCAGCGAGCCGCCGCCGCCGCCGCAGCAGCAGCAGUUCCAGGCGCAGAGCUCCUACCCCGCCGGGCCCGGCCGGGCCGCCGCCGCCGCCUCGUCGUCGUCUCCAUCCUGCACGCCCGCCGCGUCCCAGGGCCACCUGAGGACUCCGGCGCCGCCGCCGGCGGCCCCCGCCGCCUCCUCAUCCUCGUCCUUCGCCGCCGUCGUCAGGUAUGGCCCGGGCCCGGCGGCCGCCACGGGCAGCAGCAGCGCGGGCAGCGACGGCGCCAGCCUGGAGCUCAGUGCAGAGAGUCGAAUGAUCUUGGAUGCCUUUGCCCAGCAAUGCAGUCGAGUUCUUAGUCUCUUAAAUUGUGGAGGAAAGCUUCUGGACUCCAACCAUUCCCAAUCCAUGAUUUCUUGCGUAAAGCAGGAAGGCUUGAGUUAUACCGAAAGACAGGAGCAGUGUCCCAUCGGGAAAGGGGUCCACAGUCAGACCUCUGAUAACGUAGAUGUAGACAUGCAAUAUAUGCAAAGGAAACAACAGACUUCUGCCUUUUUGAGGGUUUUCACUGACUCCCUACAAAAUUACCUGCUCUCAGGGAGUUUCCCGACUCCAAACACAUCAUCGGUCAGUGAGUACGGCCAUCUGGCCGACGUGGAUCCUCUGUCAACCUCCCCCGUGCACACACUAGGUGGCUGGACCUCCCCGGCGACCUCCGAAUCCCAUGGUCACCCAUCCUCUUCCACACUGCCAGAAGAGGAGGAAGAAGAGGAAGAGGAAGGCUACUGUCCGAGGUGCCAGGAGCUGGAGCAGGAGGUUAUUUCCCUGCAACAAGAAAAUGAAGAGCUCAGACGGAAAUUGGAGAGCAUCCCAGUGCCCUGCCAAACCGUUCUGGAUUACCUGAAGACUGUGCUACAGCACCAUAACCAGCUCCUGGUCCCGCAGCCCGCCGAGCAGCCCACCGAGGGAAGCAAGCAGCUGCUGAACAACUAUCCUGUCUACAUAACGAGCAAACAGUGGGACGAGGCUGUAAAUUCUUCCAAGAAAGACGGGCGACGGCUCCUUCGAUAUCUCAUCAGAUUUGUUUUCACAACCGAUGAGCUUAAGUACUCAUGCGGCCUUGGGAAAAGGAAAAGGUCAGUGCAGUCAGGAGAGACAGGUCCUGAAAGACGCCCUCUGGAUCCAGUUAAAGUAACAUGCCUCCGAGAAUUCAUUAGGAUGCACUGUACCUCCAACCCCGACUGGUGGAUGCCCUCGGAGGAGCAGAUAAACAAAGUGUUCAGCGACGCCGUGGGGCACGCCCGGCAGGGGCGGGCGGUGGGGACUUUCCUGCACAACGGCGGCUCGUUCUAUGAAGGGAUCGACCACCAGGCUUCCCAGGAUGAGGUCUUCAAUAAAAAUUCCCAGGAUGGGUCCGGGGAUUAGUGGACAGAAUCUUGACACUGGAGCAGCUGGUCCUCACGAGUUCCAGUUGUCCACAUCCUGUUACCCUCACCUGCGAGUCCAAAGCACGUCCUUCUGCCAGACUUGACACAUCUCAAACCUUAAGUCUCUGACCUACUGCCACCAUUCCCAAACAGGAAUCCAUUUUAGGGUUUUUUGGGAAGUCUAUGGAACCUACAAUAGGCUUUCAGGAGAUUACAAAAAGCAAAGAACCACAAUUGCGUUGAAUUGAUUGCUAGCUAGACAGUGAGGCUGAAAACAAUAGGGGAGCUCCUGGUCACGUCUCCGAAACCUUCACGUAAGCUCUGCUUCCCGAGCAGAGCCGGUCCCCAUGGAAGGCCGGGUUAGAGUAGAGAAGACAGAGACAUGGAGUUAUUUUAAGGGACAACAAACAAACAUUCUCUUACUUUAAUUCAAAUAAGUUGUCUUUAUAUUUUCCAAAGACCUGAAUUCCUACUUCUCAGCAAAGACAUAGGAUAAGUGACACUGUGCUGUCUCAGCAUUGACAAAGCCUCUGAAAAACCCAGAGAAAAGAGGUCACUGCUAGGCAAUGAUUCAUUGGAAAUCAGGUGGGGUUUUUUCCAGUUAUUUUAGAAUAACUGAAAAAAUAGAAUAACCCCCCCCGCCGCCAAAAAAAUUUUUAUUAUGUUGAUCAAAAAGGCACUACAUGAUCUCUGGAGUUUACAAACAGUAAGUUUUCGUUAUGUCAGUCAAGAAAUCUCCAAAGAUCCAAAACGCUUUUCAAACGCUUGAUUUCGUAGGUUCAUAGACCCACAGUUUCCAUAGCCUUAACUCAGACUUUGUUGAUGCAAUGCCAAAGUGAUGGGUUGAGCAAUGAGAGUUUUAACCACUCGGCUGUUCGGCGCACUGAAGACCGAACAAGUGGUGUGACUGAUGGUAUUCACUGAAUUGACCAGAUGUUCGGGAAUUGUGUACACACAGCUUCAAGGCCAUUCUGACAACUAUGCAAUGGGCUUGUCUGUAAUUGCUCUGAAAUGUGAGGGUCUUUCUCUGAGUAGAUCUUUAGAAUUUGCAUAAAUUUUUGUUUCUUAUUGUCACUGAUGAAAAUGUUUCAUCCCAACUGUUUUGCUGUUUGGCAUCUCCUUCCCGCCCAACCCCCGCCCCGCAAUGUAGUUCCCUUGAACUACAAGCUCUGGCUAAGUUCACACUAAACUCCCACUUGUUUCCUCCAGUUUAAUUGGUUGAGCUCCUUCUGUGAAUGACUACUGUCUUCAGGAGCAUUCCUUACGUACAAACUACAGGGAUACCAGAAUCUGUUUCUGAGGACUUCCGGGUUGGCUGGCGGGAGCAGCCUCCUCUAUCUCAUUUAAUCCGAUUGUUACGUUCUUUGUGGAGCCUAGCGCUCAGUGGGCAGAAGUGACUGAAGGCUAUUAAUGUCGUCUACAGACAUGACUAAGGGUUUUGAAAAUUGGUUGGAAAUUCAUUUAAAGUUCAUGAGCAUUUUGUAACCAUUUUUUGUGAGACAGUAAAUUAUCCUUUAUGUUCAGUAGUUAGCAUCAACUAUAUACAUGGUCCUGGAAAUAGGCCCGUCUUGA
Messenger RNA from Neogale vison (American mink), 3191 nucleotides. It is a transcript of the gene BEND4, whose product is annotated as BEN domain containing 4. The record is from RefSeq and is a predicted model, not a curated record. NCBI's taxonomy places the organism in Eukaryota, Metazoa, Chordata, Mammalia, Carnivora, Mustelidae. Gene Ontology annotation, molecular function: DNA binding. The coding region runs from base 7 to 1617 and encodes 536 amino acids. The transcript has 5 exons.